This is a messenger RNA of Symbiodinium necroappetens, 1545 nucleotides long. Lineage: Eukaryota; Dinophyceae; Suessiales; Symbiodiniaceae. The record is from the annotation of a GenBank genome assembly.
AUGCAAGCAACUGCUGGGUAUCCUGACGAUGGCAAUGAGCUCGUGGUUGGUGGGAGGCACCCUCUCUUGGAGAAAGAGACUUUCGAGCAGCUGCACCGAAACGACAUAGUCGAGACACGGCCACAUACACUGCAUUUUGGCGGCUUCCAGAUACACCAGGAACACACACAAGUUCUCAGAGUGGUGAACAUUUCGCCAUCAUCUUUGAGGGUGUCAAUCAUCGGUCCGUCCACCCCGUGGUUCCGUAUCACUGUAGACAAGAAGGGCUUGCUAGCGCCAGGAAUGAGUGAAGACGUGACCGUCUCGUUUGAGCCCCACGAAUGGCGAUACUAUUACGACACCAUCAAAAUAUUCUGUGGAGAGUUAUCUGAAAAUUUGAUCGUGCCGAUUCAUGCAUACCCAUCAGCCAACGACAUUGUCUUGCCACGGAUUAUUGACUUCGGUGCGAUCGCCAUUGGAACGUCGAGAUCUAAGGUAAUCCCGCUGUCCUGCAAGAUUCCGAUUCAGUUUGAGUUUGAAAUUGACGUCGUGGAAUCCCACUCCGACUUCAGCAUAUCUCCGCUGGCAGGUGUCAUACCUGCAGAUGGAAGCACGGAGGUCGUCAUCACGUUCACACCAACGCGGCACAGGACUGCAAGGGGCGAACUUCGAUUCCAGAUUGCACAGUUCGACUUCCAGCCCAUGAUGGUCACGCUCCUCGGGUCUUGCUCACCAGAGGCUGCAAAGCUGGAGGUGCUGCGGUCUGAAAUUCUGGAGCUGGAAGCUGCUGAGGCCACAAAGAAGCAGGAAGCUUUGGCUGAAUCGAUCAACAAGCUCCAGGGAAAGAAGAAGAAUCCUAUGCGAGUUGUCCUUCCAACCUUCAAACGGGAAGAGCUGGAACGGACCAUCAGCGGCGUCAAGGUACCCACGACGAGAACUGAUCAACAAGCCACGAACUACAUUCUGAAUCAGACUGCCGGAAAGCUGCCACUGAAGGACUUGGUCGCAUUCAUCCGUGAGCAGCGGCAGGCAGCAGACCAACGGCGACGUUUGGUGUCAGACAACUUCCAGAACCAGUCAGAGGAGGCAGAGGAGGAGGAGGACAAGCAAGCCGCAGAGUUGCGCUUCGAGCUCCAGUACCGGGAGGUGGACAAGCGAGACAAGGACAAGGAACUCAAGAGUACGCGUGCGACUGGGGAAGAGCCUCCAGCUGCACAAGAAGUCUCGGAUGUAUGUGCUGCGCGCAAAGCAAGGCACGAGAAGCUCCUCCAGUAUCGCAUCGGGCAGGACGUUAAACGUGUGGAGUCGGUCUUAAUUCACACGAGAGUUGCUGUCCCGAGUAGCUUCAAGCCGGCCUUGAAGCCUGAAUGGGACGAAUGUGCCAAUGACACCUUCUCGGUCAGGCUGCAGGUAAUCGAGCGGUUUGUGCGAGCAGGCUCAAAGGCGGGCGGUCUUCGCAUGUCAGAGCUGUACGAUGGUCCCGUCCCUGCUCACGUGCAUGCAAUUGCAUGCGGGAAUCACACCCAUGUAGUGAAACACACGUGUGUGUGCAGUAACAUGCGAUAA